AAUUGGACUUAUAUUUUAUCAUAAUUGCUAAGAAUUUUGGAACAGUAUGAGAAUGCAUUCGUAAAUUAGAGGUAAAACUGUCUCCAAUUUCACGUAAAAAGUGGGUGGGGUAAUGUAAACAAAAAUCAGUUGACUUACCAUAAAUUAUCACCGAUUUUAUUUUAAAGGUAGGAAACAAUGUAUAAUAACUGACUUAAUUUUUGGUUAAUAUUUAUCUUACUGCAUUGUUCAUUAAUUAGGUUUAUUAAAUUCAAAAAAGUGUGAUAAAUAUGGUAAACAAUAGGCCUACCGUGGGUGUUAUUUGUAACUGUUAAUAAUACAUUUGUCACUCAAAUUAUACUAACUAACUAAUUUAUUUAACUUAAUUUGCAGGUACUAUGGGUUGUGAUGAUUAUUGCUGUGUGCCUUUGUGCAACCAUAAGAGAAGCCGUGAUAGUCCAUGUCAAACUUUCUACACAAUACCCACAGAACCUAAGUGGCUAUAUGAACAGUGGCAAGCACGCAUUAAAAGGUAUUACAAAGAUGAAACGGGCAAACUCAGAAAGUGGGAAGCAACAGAUAACCAUCGUAUUUGUGACUGCCAUUUUACGGAGGAGGAAAAAUCUACAAUUUUACAUCCUAAAUGUCGUAAGCCUGGAAGAAAACUUGUUUUGCCAUCAAUAUUUCCUAACAGAUUGACAAGCACAAAAAAGCAGAGAACCACCUCAAAGGCGACCAACAGAGAAUAUACUCCUCCCAUGUCAAAAAGUAAACCAAGAAAACUGUAUUUUGCAACUCCAUUACGGUGCGAAAAUAAUGACUUGAGCGACAUUCCAACAGAUGAACAAUUAAGAGUUGAUGAGGUUGAAAAUGAAGACUUCGAGAUACUAAGUCAUUUAAGAGAAAGCGAAGAGGAAGAAAGCGUAGAGCAGGAGAUGUGGGUUCCUCAUGGCCAUGAUUAUGUGUAUAUAUCAUAUAAGUUAAACUGCAAGUUAUUUAUUUUUAUAGUAAGUGGUUACUUUGUUCAUAAUAUGUGGUGACCUGAUAUGUAAGUUGUACUGAAAGUUAUUUCUUUUUAAAGAUAAUAGUCUAUUUGUAAUGGUGUUCACACUAAGUGCUGACGUGAUAUCAUGGCUGUGAUAUCAUAUGAGCCGCGUCAUGACAAAACCAACAUAGU
Molecule: messenger RNA, 1156 nt
Organism: Ruditapes philippinarum (Manila clam)
Lineage: Eukaryota; Metazoa; Mollusca; Bivalvia; Venerida; Veneridae
Exons: 3
Coding region: 378-1019 (213 amino acids)
Source: RefSeq, a predicted model, not a curated record